This is a messenger RNA of Diversispora eburnea, 129 nucleotides long. The record is from the annotation of a GenBank genome assembly. Lineage: Eukaryota; Fungi; Glomeromycota; Glomeromycetes; Diversisporales; Diversisporaceae.
AUGAACCAAACUGGAAUCAAAACUGGCUAUUCGGAUUCAGUUCAAACUGAAUGGUUAGAAGCUUUAUUUUCAAGAAAAAAUCAAUUAGCCAGAAGUGCAAUAAUUGAAUCAGACCUAAUAUUACUUUAG